This is a messenger RNA of Plasmopara halstedii, 1833 nucleotides long. RefSeq lists its product as uncharacterized. Lineage: Eukaryota; Oomycota; Peronosporomycetes; Peronosporales; Peronosporaceae. The coding region runs from base 1 to 1833 and encodes 610 amino acids. The transcript is spliced from 11 exons. The record is from RefSeq and is a predicted model, not a curated record.
AUGAGCUCGCAGCGUGGCAACGUAAAGAAGCGCGCGCCCAAGCAUCAGAAUGCUUUUGCAUUCAAGCACAACCCAAAGUCUAAAAAGACAGAGCGUAUUUUGUCAAUGCCCAUUCUGGGAUUGUGCGAAAAAUGUCGGAAGCAGAUUGAGUGGCGCAAGAAAUACCGCAAGUACAAACCGCUAUCGCAACCAGGCUCGUGUAUUUACUGCCAUCAAAAGACAGUGACAUCCGCGUAUCAUGCUUCUUGCGAAGUUUGUGCCAAGGAGCGAGAUGUAUGUGCUAAAUGCUGCUCGGCAAAGGAGGUCGUGGCGAGUGAGCAAGAGCUGUUGGCAGCGCAGGAAUCAAAGCGAUGCGAGCUUGAAAACACACUAGAAGGCAUGCGCGAACGCGAUCGUCGAGCAUACGUGCGUAAAAUGGAUAAGGAAAUCGAGUCAAUUAGUGAUGAAGAAGGCCGUACAGGAGCCGAAGCCAACGAUUAUGAAUCGUACCAGGAGGAGAACGAGGACAUGCAUCUCAGUCGACACAGGAAGCCUGGGAAACAUGCCAACCCUAUCGCUCGAUGUCUUUUCUGGAUCGUUCGCAAAGCCUGCCCUAAGAAAUGGAUAUGGCCGAAUGAUGCACGGGUCAUGAUGAUGUGGCAAACAUCGCUCUUGUGUCGUGUCGGUUUGUUAUGGAUUACUAUUUUAGUCUCGAGGCUGUCACUAUUGUUGUACGAUUGGCCUGCGUGGAUCUUUGGAGUCUGUUUCAUCAUCUGGCUUGAUGCUGGAGGCAAUGUUCUACGAGAAGUUAUUGCACGUAACGGAGUAGUGGGUUAUAUGGAGCACGAAAAGGCUGGCCGCAUGACGUUACUAUACGAAGGCAGUACGUUGGCCAAGAUGCUACUUCUUGUGCUGAUAAUCUACACAUACUACGUAUCGCCACGGAUCGAGGAUUCAAACGAGCUACGGCUAUUAUUCUCUGUUGGUUUUUUUGUAUCUAUUGCAUUGGGUGCUCUACCUUUGCUGCGCAAUGUCAUGGGUGCACACUACAUGUUCUUGGCCAACAUGUUGCAUCUAGAUUCAAGAGUCUAUUUGCACGGUUCAAAAAAGGGGACAGUUUGCGAUGCCCCUCUGGGGUUUAUUGUUCUGGCAACUGCGGACAGCACUAAGACAUUUAUCCCCGCGGGUGGCACAGUGAGCAAUACUACUGAAAUAUUUCAUCGGUUUCUAUGGCCGCUUCGUUUGGAUGUUCAUCUGUCAGCCGAGACUCCGGUGAAGCGCGUACGCGAGUUCGUACAAGAUAUGGAUAAGCUACUUUUCUGGGAACCUGUGGUUGUGCUUGCAUCGGACGGUAGUGCUUCAUUGGACGCGGAAGGAGUGUCGACGUUCUUGGAUGUGUCGAGUGAAUCCACCAGUGCUCACGGCUUUAUAAAUUCAUCUGAAACGACAACGAAACUGCUGUUUGACGAAAAUCAACAGGAACAGGAAAGAAUUAUCCAGCGCGCACGAGGCAAUGAGGGCUAUGUUGCGUUGGAGCCUAAUCGCCGGUGGGUCGUCCAACUUCGGACUUUUGUGCAAGCUCAACAGAAGAUCCACUAUCGUCAAACGCGAGCUGCUUACAUUGAGGCCAUCAUGAAAUUGAUGGAAAAACAAGGAAAUCAUUUUGGGACACGAGCUGUCGUCGUUGAGCGUCACUCCAACCUGCAUUGUAAGCAGAACUUGAAGCAGUUCUUCCGGGCUAAGCUUCAAGCACAAAUGGUUGAGAUUGCUGGUCAAAAUGACCGCUCACAGAGACAAUCGCCACUUGCCGUCUUUAGAAGUCACUAUUCUAAUGAAAUAACGUCAAACAUCUAG